AAUUCCCGAAAAUCAAAACCCGGGAUACUCGCCAGCAGCUCAAAACACCCUAAGCGAACAUCUCCGCCAUGGCGCAAAAGGGUUAGCGAUCACCCACCAUCCCGUCCGGUUAUCGGCACCCGCUUCCCCACUCUCAUCUACAAACCGAAUACUUAAUCUUGAAAUCUCAAACUCUUUUCGACAUGCUUUUCUUGGCCUUAAAGUUUACCAAGAAAUUAUGUUAGAUGAAGAGAAAACUCCCGACCAAGCAGCAGUGGCUGCCGAGCCACCAUACAGCAUCUUCACCUCCCGCCAAAAAGCCCUCAUCGUAACCACCGUCUCGGUAGCAGCUACCUUCUCAGGCUUCGCGUCGAACAUUUACUUCCCUGCUAUACCGACCAUAGCUCUCGACCUGGGCGUUACGCCCGAACUGAUCAACCUGACAGUCACCUCAUACAUGAUCCUCCAAGGCCUCUCGCCAACGAUCUGGGGCGCAGUAGCUGACGUCCAUGGUCGUCGAGUGACUUACAUCUGCACUUUCUUCGUAUUAAUAGGUGCAUGCAUCGGGCUGGCUGAGACGAGACAUUAUUACCAACUAGUAAUCCUGAGAUGUCUCCAGAGCGCCGGGAGCGCGAGCACGAUUGCGAUUGGCGCGGGGGUUAUCGGGGAUAUCACCAUUAGAGCGGAGAGAGGUGGGUAUAUGGGGAUCUAUCAAGCGGGUUUGUUGUCGCCGGUUGCGAUUGGACCUAUUCUUGGGGGGAUAUUCUCGCAGACGUUGGGCUGGCACGCGAUUUUCUGGUUCUUGGCUAUUUAUGCAGCUGCGUUUCUUUGUUUCCUGGUUAUUGUCUUGCCGGAGACGCUGAGGUCGAAAGUUGGGAAUGGAUCGAAACCAGUCUCGGGGUUGUCGAAUUCUUUGCUUGGGUAUUUGCAGCGACGAAAAUUGGAUCCUGAGAGUUUAGACAGGACUGUUACGUCGACCUCGAUCCAGAAAGCGCUCCCGGUCGACUUCCUUGGCCCCAUCAAGAUCAUCUUCACCAAAGAAGUAUCGUGUGCGAUCUUCUUCCUAGCAAUCUACUACACCGUCUGGCAAAUGGUCAUCUCAAUCCUAUCCACGCUCUUCAAAUCAACGUACGGCCUCUCCGAACUGCAGAUCGGACUUUGUUUCAUUGGCAAUGGAGCUGGCUGUAUCAUCGGGACUCUAACUACGGGCAAAUUCCUUGAUUUCGAGUACAAGCGAUGCCAAAAAAGUUUCGAUGGUUCACCAGAGGACUUCCCGCUCGAGAAGGCGAGACUAAGGACCCUUUGGCUGUGGAGCUUUCUUCAAUUGGCUUCGGUAUUGGUCUUUGGAUGGACUCUACAGUAUAAGAUCCAUAUCUCUGUCCCGAUCAUCUGUACCUUCAUCCUUGGGUGGGCCGCUACAUCGAUCAUCAGCGUGGUUAACACUUUCUUGGUGGACAUCUUCCCCAAGAAAAGUGCGUCUGCUACUGCGUCGUUAAACUUGGUGAGAUGUUUGAUGGGUGCUGGUGGGACGGCUGCCGUGUUGCCCAUUGUGAAUGGGAUUGGAAUUGGGUGGACAUUUACGCUGUUCACGGGUGUCAUGCUGAUUAGUCUUGGGCUGGUGGUUCUGCAGAUGGGGAAGGGCUUGAAGUGGAGGAAAAAGAGGCAGGCGAAGGAGAUGGAUGGUGAGAUGUUGGAGACAUGAGCGGACGUGUACGUGUGUUGUAGAUAUGAUGAUACCCAUUUAGAACGCAGACGAUCUGAGGUACAUGCCAUUGUAGACACAGUACAAC
Mollisia scopiformis is the source of this 1769-nucleotide messenger RNA. Its product is annotated as MFS general substrate transporter. The coding region runs from base 218 to 1681 and encodes 487 amino acids. The transcript has a single exon. Gene Ontology annotation, molecular function: transmembrane transporter activity. Gene Ontology annotation, biological process: transmembrane transport. NCBI's taxonomy places the organism in Eukaryota, Fungi, Ascomycota, Leotiomycetes, Helotiales, Mollisiaceae. The record is from RefSeq and is a predicted model, not a curated record.